UCGUCAAAAUGUUGAUUGAAGAAUCUUAUAAGGAUGUGGCCACCAAGCAUGGCGGAAAUAUGCGAAGUCAACCCCGAAAUAUUCUACGUGCUGAUGGUUUCAAGGCGNUGUUUACCUGGCACCCAACGGUCCCCAACUAUCCCAAGGCCAAAUUCCCUGGUGUAGUUGUCUUCAGCGAGAUCUACCAAGUGACUGGACCUGUUGCUCGAUUCGCCAAGCAGAUUGCUGGUCAGGGAUAUAUCGUUGCUGCACCAAGUAGCUACCACGAGUUUACUGGACCCGAGCCUCUUGCCUACGAUGGCCCCGGUACUGACAAGGGAAAUGACUGGAAGGUUGCCAAAAAGCUCGCAGCUUACGAUGAGGAUGCUGAACUGAGUGUCUCGCUGCUCUUGUCCCUUGAGACCUGCAAUGGCAGAAUUGGUGCAACUGGAAUGUGUCUCGGAGGUCACUUGGCUUACCGAUGUGCUUUGGACAAGCGUGUCAGCGCUGCUGUCUGCUACUUUGCUACUGAUAUCCACUCUCAAACCCUUGGUGCUGGCAAGAAUGACGACUCUCUGGCUAGAGCCAAGGAUAUCAAGGGUGAACUAGUUAUGGUAUACCUUCGACCUCGUCUCGAUAGAAUGUGUUCAUAUGCUGACAUGCAAUCAGNNAUCUUCGGCAAGAAGGACAACCAUGUACCUCCUGAGGGUCGUGAUCUUAUCCGCAAGACUUUGCACGAGGCCGGCAUUUGCUUCAGCUUCUUCGAGGCCGCUUGGGCUCAGCAUGCUUUCAUCCGUGAUGAGAUGAGCAAGGGACGCUACGACCCUGGACUUACCAAGAUCUGCUUCGAGAUGCUGCUAGAACUGUUCAACCGUACACUGAGAUCUGAUCUUGGUCCCAGAGUUGGAGGCGAGCAGGAGAUUGAGGAUGUCUGC
Aureobasidium vineae is the source of this 914-nucleotide messenger RNA. NCBI's taxonomy places the organism in Eukaryota, Fungi, Ascomycota, Dothideomycetes, Dothideales, Saccotheciaceae. The record is from the annotation of a GenBank genome assembly.